UAGCGAUUUUAUAGCAAAAUACUCGACACCACUCAAACCCUUGCAUCGUCACCCCCAAAUCUCAGCCAUAGAAUCUCCUCGGACGACCUUCUACUACUCUAUUAUCCGGCAACAUCUCUAUAUAAUCCAAUCCCUUCACCACCCACUCAUUCAAUCCCAUUUCCACAACCCCAAUAGCCGUCGAUCUUUCUCUUUUGCGGCUUCCCGAUUCACUCGUCGGAGAAUUUACCAGUUGGGUUUCUAUCCAACAGCCGGAAUUGUUCGUCGGAGCUUCGAAAAAGAUCAAAGUUUGUUGGGGUAAAACCCGGGAUCACCAGUUGUAGACAUCACGGCUAUACACGGAGUAAGGCGGUCACUUGUACAUGUCCGAUCAGUACGAGGGAAGAACGCCAUAGCUGUUGAAAGUAAUCCUUCUACGCACGGCGGACGUGGGGCUUUGCCUUCUGAAGGCGGUAGUCCUUCCGACCUCCUCUUUCUUGCCGGCGGCGGUUUUUGCUCCACCUUUGUUCUGAUCCUAGCCUAGGUCUUUCUAGGUUUGGGUUUCAAUAUAUAUCUAUACACAAUUGUAUCGUUCUUGUUAUAUAUUUCAUAUCCCCCAAUUAAUCGAAGAAGAUGUUGAGGAUCAAGAGGGUUCCUACUGUUCUUUCCAAUUACCAAAAGGAAGAAGUGGAGGAAGGUGGUGCCGCCGGUGGUUGCGGUCGUAAUUGCAUGAGAGACUGUUGCCUUCCAGGGGCAAAGCUACCUUUGUAUGCUUUCCGAAAAUCUGAUAAGGUUGAAUCCAGUGACAAAAAGGAGCCUCCUUUUGCUUUCUUGGAUUCACUCCUUCUUGGAGAGUGGGAAGAUCGCGUGGAGAGAGGGUUGUUUCGCUAUGAUGUCACUGCCUGCGAAACGAAGGUGAUUCCAGGAGAUUACGGGUUUGUUGCUCAGCUAAACGAGGGUCGCCACCUCAAGAAGCGUCCAACUGAAUUUCGAGUGGAUAAAGUUCUUCAGCCAUUCGAUGGGAGCAAGUUCAACUUCACUAAAGUUGGGCAGGAAGAGAUACUCUUCCAGUUUGAAUCAAGUGAAGACGAUGAAGUCAAGUUCUAUCCUAAUGCUCCUAUUGAUGUAGAACGUUCCCCUAGCGUCGUUGCCAUAAAUGUCAGCCCAAUUGAAUAUGGACACGUGCUUCUGAUCCCUCGCAUUCUCGAGUGUUUGCCUCAGAGGAUUGACCAUGAGAGCUUCUUGCUUGCACUGUACAUGGCAUCAGAAGCCAGGAAUCCAUACUUUCGUCUCGGUUACAAUAGUCUGGGUGCAUUUGCUACCAUCAAUCAUCUUCAUUUCCAGGCUUACUAUCUGGCUGUGUCCUUUCCCAUUGAGAAAGCUCCGACUAGAAAGAUUACUGACUUCAAUGGUGGCGUCACAAUUUCCGAGAUUCUCAAGUACCCAGUUAGAGGUCUCGUGUUUGAGGGUGGAUGUUCGCUUGAAGAUUUAUCGAAUGCCGUCUCUGAUUCAUGCAUUUGCCUUCAAGACAACAACAUACCUUACAACGUUCUCAUCUCCGAUUCCGGGAAACGCAUCUUUCUCCUCCCUCAGUGUUAUGCCGAGAAACAAGCUUUAGGAGAAGUGAGCAGCGAGCUUCUCGACACCCAAGUGAACCCGGCAGUUUGGGAGAUAAGCGGACAUAUGGUAUUGAAACGAAAGGAAGAUUACAAUGGUGCAUCAGAGGAAAACGCUUGGAGACUUCUUGCGGAGGUUUCCCUCUCGGAGGAACGGUUUCAGGAAGUGAUAGCGAUCAUCUUUGAAGCCAUCUCAUGUGCGGUUAGCGAGAACGGGAGCUUGCCCGAUGAGGAUGAGCAUGAUCUUGAAGACGUUGAUGCACUUAACAACGGGUCCCACCAAACGGCCAUCGUGGCUGGGAAGCAAGAAUGCCUAGUUCAGCACUAGGUGUAGUAGGGUCAGCAUCUCGUUUAUCGAGAUGUGGUUCGUGUCUAGGUGUUUCGGACGAGUACCGAUUGUCGGAUAGUUUUGGUACCGGCUUUAAAUAAGUUCAUUCGGGUUCACUUUGUUGUUCAAGUUGGCUUAAUGGGUUAUGUAUGAAACAUUUGAAAUGUGCAAAAUUUCCAAUAUUGGUCUUGAAAUGGGUGUUUGUUUCUAUUA
This is a messenger RNA of Cynara cardunculus var. scolymus (artichoke), 2136 nucleotides long. RefSeq names its product GDP-L-galactose phosphorylase 2-like. Gene Ontology annotation, biological process: glucose metabolic process. Gene Ontology annotation, molecular function: GDP-D-glucose phosphorylase activity. Bases 613 to 1923 code for a protein of 436 amino acids. Gene Ontology annotation, cellular component: cytoplasm. The transcript is spliced from 7 exons. NCBI's taxonomy places the organism in Eukaryota, Viridiplantae, Streptophyta, Magnoliopsida, Asterales, Asteraceae. The record is from RefSeq and is a predicted model, not a curated record.